Messenger RNA from Clonostachys rhizophaga, 912 nucleotides. NCBI's taxonomy places the organism in Eukaryota, Fungi, Ascomycota, Sordariomycetes, Hypocreales, Bionectriaceae. The record is from the annotation of a GenBank genome assembly.
AUGCCCAGCAUUCAAAGCCAUCUCAUGAGCUGGGUCCUCUGGUUUACGGGCAAGAGAAUAUGCUCCUCCGCCGAGAACCUGCGCAAGGCCGUAGACAAUGACCGCCGGACACGGGACCCUGCGCCUCCCAAAAAGCUCCAGAGCAAGCUAAACAUCGAGGAGAAGCAGCAGUCUGGCCAAGCCGUCUACACUCUGUCCCCCAAGUCAGACUCGCCCACCAAGGCCACCCUACUCUACCUUCAUGGCGGCGGGUUCAUCUUCGACAUGACUCCCGAGCAUUGGGGCCUGGUUGCCGCCCUCACAGAGAGCCUCAAUGCCACAGUCGUGGUGCCAAUCUAUCCCCUGGCUCCCGAAACCAAGCUCUUGGCUAUCUACGAAGCGGUCGGGCCCAUAUACAGCGAGCUCGCCGCGGCUGCGACCCCAACCAAACCCUUCUGGUGCGGCGGGGACUCUGCCGGAGGCUCAAUGACUGUAGUCUUGACUCGCCAGGGACUCGACACCGACCAGCCCACCGCAUCGAAGCUGUUGCUCAUCUCGCCGGCCCUGGACUACAGUCUGGCCAACCCGGAUCUGCACGCCGCCGCCAAGUCCGACCCGUGGCUCGACGUGCCGGCCGUCAAGGAAAUGGCGAACCUGGUCUGCCCGGACCUGGCCACCGACGAUCCGCGACUCAGCCCCAUCUACGGCGAGCUGGGCGGUCUGCCUCCCAUGCUGAUUCUCGCGGGAGGGGCUGACCUGCUCACCCCGGACACGAGGAUCUUCGCCGAUAAGGCGAGGGAGAAGGGUGUGGAUGUUGAGUUCUUCUUCGCAAAGGGGAUGAUGCACAUCUGGCCCGUCAUGCCCAUCCCAGAAGCCAAGGUGGCCGUCGCCAAAAUGACCGAGUGGCUCCUCCAAUCCAGCAAUAAAUCAUAG